Molecule: messenger RNA, 389 nt
Organism: Triplophysa dalaica
Lineage: Eukaryota; Metazoa; Chordata; Actinopteri; Cypriniformes; Nemacheilidae
Product: histone H2B-like
Exons: 1
Coding region: 15-389 (124 amino acids)
Cellular component (GO): nucleosome
Molecular function (GO): protein heterodimerization activity; structural constituent of chromatin; DNA binding
Source: RefSeq, a predicted model, not a curated record
UGUGAAGAAGCAUCAUGCCUGAACCAGCCAAACCCGCGCCCAAGAAGGGCUCUAAGAAGGCCGUCACCAAGACCGCCGUUAAGGGAGGAAAGAAGCGCAGAAAGUCCAGGAAGGAGAGUUACGCCAUCUACGUGUACAAAGUGCUCAAGCAGGUCCACCCCGACACCGGCAUCUCUUCCAAGGCGAUGGGCAUCAUGAACUCUUUCGUCAACGACAUCUUCGAGCGCAUCGCCGGUGAGUCGUCUCGUCUCGCGCACUACAACAAGCGCUCCACCAUCACGUCGAGAGAGAUCCAGACCGCCGUGCGUCUGCUGCUGCCCGGUGAACUCGCCAAACACGCCGUGUCCGAGGGCACCAAAGCCGUCACCAAGUACACCAGCUCCAAGUAA